AUGUACUUUGGGUUGCAGACGGGUUGGGUUUCGGGUAUGGCUAUGCCUUCUGCGCUUAUUGGGUUCGCGUAUUUCAAGGUUGUUGCAAAGACACUCAAGUUGCCGUUUACUCCUGUGGAAAAUGUGCUUAUUCAGUCUGUUGCUGGGUCCGUUGGUACGAUGCCACUUGGAUGCGGAUUCGUGGGCGUUAUUCCUGCGUUAAACUACCUUUUGAAGCCGGAAGAGAAUGGACCACUGGAUAUCAGUCUUUGGAAAUUGAUCGUAUGGUCUGUGGGGAUCUGCUUCUUCGGAGUCGUAUUUGCGGUACCGCUGCGGAAAGAGAUGAUUAUUCGGGAGAAGCUGAAGUUUCCGAGUGGAACUGCAACUGCGCUUUUGAUCAAGGUGCUUCAUGGGGAUGAGAAGUCAAAGACAAUGAUAGCUCGCGAGAGACGCAAGGCCGGAGACGAGUAUUCGGAUGAUGAAGAGGAGGUACAAGGGUUGUUGCAGGGGUCAAGUGCACAGCGGGAGGAGCAUGACUUGAGGCCAUCACUCGACCACGGUGUGAAAGAACCGGCUCAGGAGCUUGAAGAUGACGGAGACUGGAGGUCAAAGAUUAGAUUACUAUUGAUUUCCUUUGGUGGAUCCGCCCUAUACACCGUUGUCUCGUACUUUAUCCCGCAACUACACGAUAUUCCCGUCUUCGGCCUCCCGUUGGCGCAAAACUGGCUCUGGACUCUCAACCCUUCCCCAGCAUAUGUAGGCCAGGGAAUAAUCAUGGGGCCAGCCACAACUCUACACAUGCUCCUAGGCGCCAUUAUCGGCUGGGGCGUCCUAUCACCACUCGCCAAACACAAAGGCUGGGCUCCAGGCCCGGUAUCAGAUUGGACUAAUGGUUCAAAAGGCUGGAUAGUGUGGAUCUCGCUCGCCAUAAUGCUGGCAGACUCCCUCGUCAGCUUAGGAUGGUUGCUUCUGCGUCCGCUCGUUACCAUCGGAAAGGCCUACUACCCCAUGGCAAAGAACACGUUCCAAUCGCAUACCUGGAAAGAGCUCCUCACAUUCAAUAUCGCGCUAAAUCAGCAAUACACGCAGCUCGAUGAUGGAACCUCAGCGGACCCAUUGACGGCUCUCAAGCAACAGCUUGCAGAAGGCGCAGAACCAGAUGCGCCACCUGAACAUCUGGUCUCGAACCGCACCACCAUUAUCGGCCUCAUCGCAUCUCUGGUUCUCUGUGUCAUUGCUGUCCAUGUCUCCUUUCCUGGUCUCAUACCUUUCCGCCUCACCUUGCUAUCCCUCGUCCUCGCACUGUUUCUGUCAAUCAUGGGAGUGCGCGCCCUAGGCGAAACAGAUCUCAACCCUGUUUCUGGCAUCUCGAAGCUCACGCAACUCGUCUUCGCACUUGUCACACCAACAACAGGACCUGGCGCAAAGAAUGCAGUCAUCAUCAAUCUGGUGGCUGGUGCUAUAUCAGAGUCAGCAGCACUGCAGGCAGGCGAUCUAUUACAGGAUCUGAAGUGCGGACACUUGCUUGGUGCAGCACCAAAUGCGCAAUUUUGGGGUCAGAUGAUCGGAUCUGCAGUUGGUGCUGUACUUUCCGCUGUUGUUUACAAACUUUACACGCAUGUAUACACUAUUCCAGGCGGGCUAUUCGAAGUGCCGACUGGCUAUGUCUGGGUGUUUACUGCGCGAUUGGUCACAGGCACCGGUUUGCCGCCCAUGGUCAAGGAAUGGGCAAGUGGAGCGGCCGUCAUCUUUGCCGUUGGCACGAUGAUCCGGGUCUGGGGGAACAACAGGAAGCAGAGGGGUCUGAGUGGGUGGUGGAUCGACUUUGUUCCCGGUGGGAUCGCCGUUGCUGUCGGCAUGUACAACACGCCGUCCUUCACUCUAGCACGCACCAUGGGCGGCUUGCUCAGCCUGUGGUGGCGUCGCUGGAAGGGUAGAAGCGAGACACCCAUCAUCGUGCUUGCGAGCGGUCUGAUCCUCGGCGAAGGUUUGUUUAGCAUUGUCAAUCUUUUAGACGUCUACUCUGUCAUGAUUGUUGUGAAAGGACUACUUGGGCUCUGGCUCGAGCUCUCCCGAAUGCCUCUUAGGUUUAUAAAAGAUGCAUGUAUCUACUGGUACACUGGUGCUGGCGGUGACCGCAGCAAGGCCCGCAUCCAGUUGAGGGAAACCAUCCGCGGUGAGACCUUUGACGGCGUUCAAAUUACAAUGCCGCCGGCAGAAAUCCGUGAGAGCAUGGAGACGCUGCGCCUCGUUACCGGUAGUUUCAACUUGGCAAGUCGCUAUCCCGCAUCUGCGUCUCUCAAGAUCAUCUCGGAGAACUGGGACGUGGACAUGAACAACUUUCCACCUGUCCCCCGCGGCUACGGCGGGAAAACCUUUCGCCCAGCUGGUGAUGCCUCGACCUGGGACCUCCGUCUACUUGCCUUCCUGGCCAUCCUCGCGGACUUUACUCCUGAGGAGGAGAAGAAGGAAGAUAUCUUGGCUGCUAGGAAGACGAAAGUCGAGUACGAUGACAAGAAGAAGGCUGAGGGAAAGAUCUACAAGGAGACCGAGCAGGCCAUAUACACAGGUCUGGCUGUUGGUGGCAAGGAGAUGGAGCAGGUCGAGAAGCAACUGAAGAAGACUGCACUGUCGGAGCAGUUGGAGUCGGACUCCGACGAGGAGAUCCUGACUCACACUGAGCGCAUGGAGUGA
Pyrenophora tritici-repentis Pt-1C-BFP is the source of this 2673-nucleotide messenger RNA. RefSeq names its product oligonucleotide transporter. The record is from RefSeq and is a predicted model, not a curated record. Lineage: Eukaryota; Fungi; Ascomycota; Dothideomycetes; Pleosporales; Pleosporaceae. Gene Ontology annotation, molecular function: oligopeptide transmembrane transporter activity. Gene Ontology annotation, cellular component: fungal-type vacuole membrane.